GUACAAUUGUUUGUUUACGUACCAGCAAUCGAGGAGGCGGAUGGGUGCAUCUUGAGCUUCUCGGGUGUCGUCUCAAAGCAGUGGUUUGCUAAGAUCACCUAGCUAGUAUCUGUACUUCUAGGAAGGACAGAGAUAAGUCGUACAAGAUGGUGACAGCAAGUAACAGGAACAGCGGCGAGACGAAAGAGGAUAAGAAAUCUACAGGACCGAGUCCAAGCAAUGGCCACGUCUCUGCUCACUGCGACGACGCUGAGAAAGAUGGGGAUACUGGAAUGCGAGUUGGGAAGGCUUUCCAAGCAGAGAUCCCAUCGAUGCUGCCUUCCCACGAGCGUCGGCCAGAGCAGUGUCCUGAGAGAGCCUUGCUGGUGUGGGCACCAAAGCUGGAGCUCAACGAGGAGAGCCUUGAACAAUACAUCUGGCUAGCAAAAGAUAAAUACGGGUAUAAUGCCGAGCAAGCUCUCGGCAUGUUGUUUUGGCAUCGACAUGACCUUGAAAAAGCAACUGCAGACCUCGCAAACUUUACACCCUUCCCGGAUGAGUGGACCACGGAAGAUAAAGUUCUUUUUGAACAAGCUUUCCAGUUUCAUGGCAAAAGUUUUCAUAGAAUUAGACAAAUGUACAUGUUAAAAUAUUACUUUCUGCAGCAAGUUUCUGAGGGUGUUGUAGGAGACAGUAGUGGAGAUCGGUCCGAGGAGGACGAGGAAGGCAGAACUGGGGAGGAGACGAAGACUUGCUCGAACUGCACUAUCCCAGCAUCUGUGCUCAAUGAAUCACCUAAGGGUCUACAGUGCCUCACCUGUUAUAAUCAUUGGAAACUGGGAUUUUACAGAAAAAUGGGCUGCUUGAGACCUACUGUGGGACCUAUGAAGAGAGACAAACAACUAAUAAAACAUAAGCGGCGUCCACCUCGUGGCAUGCACAUCAACCAUGAAGAAAUAAUCGAAGAAGAUGGCUACACACCGCAGCAAGUGUUUACUGUAGAUGAAACUGAGUUGUACUGGAAGUGGAUGCCAGCAAGAAACUUCAUAUCUGCUGAAGAGAAGACUUCUUCAGGUCUUAAGGUUUCCAAGGACCAUCUUACUCUACUUGUGGGUGGAAAUGUAGCAGGAGAUUUUAAGCUUAAGCCUUUGAUAGUGUACCAUACUGAAAUGCCAAGGGCUUUAAAGGCCUAUGGGAAACCCAAACUCCCUUUAAUUUGGUGCUCCAACAAGAAAGCUUUGGUAACUAUAAAUAUAUUUCAAGAUUGGUUUUUACACUAUUUUUGCCCAGCUGUUGAAAAAUACUGCACCACUAACAACAUUGCUCACAAGGUACUCCUCCUCAUAGAUAAUGCCUCAUGUCAUUCAUUUAAUUUAAAUAACCUUUCUGAACAUGUUAGAGUUGAAUUUCUUCCCAUGAAUAUAAUGGCAAUGAUACAGCAAAUGGAUGAAGGUGUUAUAGCCACACUUGAGACUUAUUAUUUAAGAAGAACCUUUGCCCAACUAAUCAGAGAGACGGAGGGUGGGAAUAAGCCAGCAAUAAAGGAAUUUUGGGAAAGUUUUGGCAUCAUGAAUGCUAUUGGAAACAUCUGUGAUUCUUGGAAUGAAAUCACAUCAGAAACAAUGAACAGUGUGUGGAAAAUUCUCUGGCCUGAUUGUAUCCAUGGUUUCAAAGAGACAGCUCAAGGCAUUCUCCAGAAUAUUGUGAACUUUGCCAGAGAUGUUGGCUUUGAAGAUUUCGAUGAGACUGAUGUGGUGGAGUUAUCAGAUUCAGAUGGAGAAAACCUUUCUGAUGAUGAUGAUGAAUUGGUGAAGCUUGAACUAAAGCAAGCUACAUCGGGAGAGGAUGAGGAAGAGAAGGCUGAUACCGAUCCCACCCCUCAAUUAACCCUGAAGCAGUUGUCAAAGUCUUUCAAUCUAAUAGAAGCAGCUCUGGCAAUCUAUACAGAAAAUGAUCCAAAUCUAGAAUGCAGCAUAAAAGUUAGGUCGAAGAUGGACAAUGCAAUUGCCUGCUACAGGGAGCUGUACAGAGAAAAGCAAAGGCGAGCCGAACAGCCUUCUUUAGAAAAGCAAAAAUUUUUACAUCCCUCUACAAGACUGAUAAUCUCAGGGAAGCGUCCUCCUUUAGCUGAAGUAAGACCCACUUCAAUCAACUUGACCUGCAGCAAGAAUAUUUCUCUGAAAACUAGUCAGUCAGAAGAAAGGGAAGGCAGCCCUGCUUCCCUCACUCCAUCCAACCAUCAUAUGCAGCUGUGUCAGUUAUCUCUGGAUUUGAUGGCUAUGGUAUCGUCUGGUCCUCCUGGUCCCCCUGGAACACUCACCCCUGGCCAACAGCUGCUGCGUCACAUGGAGAAUGAGGUCAUCGCUCUUAAACGCCAGGUGCAAAGCAACAAAGCACAGAUCAGCAGUGUGCGAAGUAAAAUAGCAGACGAUGGAAUAACUCCGUACCGUCCACCAGCACAGGCAGGACCUCCCAAGGCUAAGUGGUCCCAAGAGGAACUUCUUUUGGCAGUACAAGCUGUUCGUUAUUUUGGGAAAGACUUUAAAGCAAUUGCAGAAAUAGUGGGCAAUAAAACUGAAAAUCAUGUACGCAGCUUCUUCGUAACAUAUCGAAAACGUUACAACUUGGAUGGCGUCCUGAGAGAAUGGGAAGAAGAACAUGGCCCUGUUCGUGCUAAUGCUGAUGAGUAACUGGUCUACGCAAGUAGUUGGUUGGUUAUUCAGUGCAAAAAAAAAAAUAUGAUUUUUUUGCAACUAAAUAUUUCUUUGUUUUGUGAUUAACCAGGGAGAAAGAUACCUUCAUCUAAACUUGUCACAGGUUAUUUCAGGGGGGGAUAAAAAUUAUUCAGAGCUUGUGUACAGUAUUUUAUUGGGCUGCAAAACUGAAGUGGCACACAAUAAUUAUAAGCCAGGCAAGGAAUUAGGAAAGAUAUUGUAGUGUUAUCCUAAUGUACAGUAAAUUGAAAAUGAUCUCAUGUUUUAUUAAGGUAUGAGCUUUCGGCUGCUGCUUUUGCUUCUAUAUUUCCUCAUCGUUGCUUAUUUACCCUUUCUUCUCUCUUCCCUCUCUUUCCCAUCGAAAUAAAAAUCUCAGCUUAAGUUCAUUUUAUGAAAUCCCAGCUUCUAAGAGAUGGUUGUUAAUAGAAUAAAAAAAUUAUGCCUGUUCAGCCAACAUAUGGAGAAAAAAUAAACUUCUGUGUUUGAUGUGUUAUUUUUUUUUUUAAAUUUGUUGAAUAGUUUAUUGAAGAGUUGUUAAUUCCAGAACUUUGGUAAAGCUUCUUUCAAUAUUUCAGUUCAGGAGUACUGUACAGUUCUUUAAAAAAUUGUGUAUAAUUAAUGUUGUUAUUGGCAAAAUGUGACUUUUAAACAUUAAACAAGUUACUGUAGCUAAAUGUUUGAAAAGAAAAAUGUGUUAUUAAUAUUUAGGAACACUUACAUACAGUAGAUGGGGACAUAAAACAAGAUAAUACAGCUUUGCAGGCAGUAAUUUUUAUUAUAUGUGAGGCUUGCACUCAUAAAAGGGAUUCUUAAAUUUAAGUUAUACCUGAGCCUUUAUCAUAAGAUAUUGAUGCAUUACAAUGGAUACAAAUCUGGUAAGUUGGGAUACUGUUCUUGGAUUAGUGAUUCAAGAUCAUUAACACCUAAAACAGUCUAGUUUAUAUUAUUUUAUGAGAUGCUGAAAUUAUGUGGGUCAUAUAACAGAAGAGUGGCAUAGUAUGUUAUGAUUUGUAGUCAUUCUGGAUUUUAUAUACAUUUAAAACAUAUCAUCAAACAUUUAAAAUUUGUGAAUAAUUCUCAUUAAAAAAAUAUGAUUUGCACUACAUUUACUAAAAAAUUAUCCAUUAUCUGGACAGCAUUUUUUUACAUUUCUGUGUAUUAUGUAUAGGAAGAGAAUAGCAACUAAAAUUUUUAUCAUUCAGCCCAUUUCUCAUUCGUAAGAUAUACAGUGGACCCCCGGUUUACGAUCAACUCCCAAUGCAACCAAUUUAUAAGUGUAUUUAUGUAAAUGCGUUUGUACGUGUAUGUUUGGGGGUCUGAAAUGGACUAAUCUAAUUCACAAUAUUCCUUAUGGGAACAAAUUCGUUCAGUAAUGGCACCUGAACAUACUUCUGGAAUGAAAUAAUAUCGUAAACCGGGGGUCCACUGUAUAAUACAUACACGUAACGUCAUGCCUUAGAAACUCAUGUAUCCUCCUUGUGAGGAAUUGGGUUAAUAAGUUUGACUUAGUUGUCAAGCAAGAGAGUCAAGAGCAUACCAGAAUGGUUAGUAUGUUAUAUACCAUACAUCCAGAAGUAAUCUUUUUUUCCCUGAAAUAUGGACUUAUUGUUCUGCCAGGGCAUGAUGAUGUCUCUCCCAUUUACCCAUGUAUAAAGCUAAAUUGGUUACCAAAUGUGAUUUUUAUAUAAGAGUUUACAGUGCACAAAGGAAUUUUGUUUUAAUAUUUUUUUUUUAAAUGUGUGUGUGCACUUCAGGAACAUUAUAGUUAGCCCCCACAUGUAGUAUGUACUAGAAUCUCGGUAUUAUUUUUCAACACUUUACUCACUUUAUAUUUCUGCUGUUAUACUGCUAGAUAAAUAACAAGAUAGAUUCAGUAACUUCUACAGUCACAAAGGUUUUAGCAGCAACCGAGGGAUUAACUUCUACAAACACAAAGGUUUUAGUAGCAACCAAGGGAUUACCUUCUUGUUUAUACAUGUGAUCCCAUGGUAUACUGUCGAGUAUUGAUUAUCCAAAGUCUUUGCCUCAAAAAAAAAAGGUUCAGUAAAUUUUAAUCUUGGUAUUUCAUAUAUUGCAAUGUAUUAUGCUCGAGAAUGAGUGAUGGUGAAUGUAUUUCCUUCUUUGGAUCACCCUGCUUAGGUGGGAAAGUCAGUAUUUUAAAAAUUGUAUCUGUAGAAUAAAUGUAAAAUGUAUGUACGUAUUUAAGAGAGUAUGUGCAUAUACUGUUGGUUUAUGUGAAUGACUCUGUGUGAAAAUGUACAAUACAUUGUACAGUAUGAGCAUUAUCUUGUACGUGCACACUCCUUGUUCAUCAGCACACAGUAUAUACUAUAGUUACUAUAUCUGUAUUUUCCCCACAUCCUGACCAUCAUAUACAUCCUGCACACACAAACCUACAUCAUAUAAACAUAUUGUAUACAGGUAUUCAAGUUUCCUGUGCUUUAUAUUUUUAUAACUAAUGUAUCCAUACAGUGUAACAUAACUAAAAUUAAUUUUUUCUAAUAAAAAAAAAAAUGACAAUGCUAGUCUGGAGGGAAGAAUUUGGAAGGAUAAAGUUUGAAAAUUGCACCAACCUGUGUUAAAAUGGGCAAAGUGCAAAUUGCAGCUCAAGCUUUGAAGUCACAACCAACUUGGUUAAUCAAUUCUCAUUUAGUCACUGUUUUGGAUAAUCAAAACUCGACUAUUGGCGUUUGUUUUGAAUGUUUGAAUUGCACUCCAGAUGUUGGUAUUGUAUUGUCAAAGGCAAUGUAUCAUUUGAGAAACAUUCUUUUAAUAUUUUGAAGAAGCAGUUUAUUUACAUGUAAGUUUAAUUGCAUGUAUUGUAUUACAGUGCUGUAUUUAUUUGUAAUAUACAGUUUGGUGCAUAUGAAGUGUACAUUGUGCACUAAGUUUUGUUAGAUUUCUUUGUUAUUGGAGACACUUCUCUUAUUAAAAGCAUAAUAACUUCAGUUUAAUAAUUUUCUUUGAAAUUAUACACCUUAUUAACAAUAGAAUGAAUUUUCUCAGGCCUCAUUAAUCAUCUGUAUAUAAAGCAUAUUUCAUAUUUUCAUGCUACAUUGAUAUGUAUUUGUAUAUAUUUGCAUCAAGUACUUGGAAUAACUAAUGAUUUAUUUCUUAGAUGUAAUGUGUUAUUAGUGUAUGCCACCUUUUCUUAUUGUGCACUUCAUGAAAUAUUUGAUGUAGUCAAGUUACUUAACUAAUUUGUUUUUACCACAUUUGCUGUUUCUUGUCAUGCUCUCUUGGUGGGAAAAGGCCAAUAUGGUACAAAAAACUUGGCAAACAGCUCUUUAACUAAGAUAACCCUGUUCAUUACUCAAUUUGCUGUAAGUGGCAAUUGUGACACCUUGAACACAACCUCAUUUAUAUAUUUAUUCAUGUCCAACACCAUUAGAUACUUAGUUAAUACAAUAUUAGUUAAUGCCUUUGAGGUGUCAAGCUCUUAUUCAAUGUAGAGUCUUUUCUGUCAGGCAUUGGGUUUCAUGACAUCUCUUUCUCAGUUGGGUGUUCAGUUUGUAGUCUUGUCCCCAUAUUCUGAAUCAUUCUAUAGUAAGAAGUCAGACCUUGCAGCUGUGACUAUUCCCAGAGUAAUUUAUAGGUCAUUAUUAUACCACCUGUCUUGCACUCCAAGACAAGCUGGCUCAUGCAAUUUCUUGGCUCAAUCUUCUCAGCUCUGACACUCUUCUGGAUGCACACCUUUGAACUUUCUCUAGUUUCUUUGAUAGAAUCUUCAUUUAAAUUACUGAAAGCAACCAUUUUGGUUGUCAUACCAGCCUAACAUUUGCUGUUGAUAUUAUUCUGCUUAUGUUUUCUUUGGGGACAUACUUAGUAUCAUUACCAUUACCUAAAUCUGUAAGGCCACCUGAAUUCAUGGGCCCACCUGAAUCUGUGGGGCCUGUGUCACUGAAGUCUUCCUUUCAACCAGAAGCAAUUUUCUUCUGAGGGCCUUCAGGGUGCCCACAGAUUGAGAUGGGGUCUAGGACAGAAAUGUACCUUACAACAAAAGUUUUUUUUUUUUUUUUUUCAUUUGCUAGGGUUUAUCUUUUAGUUAGCUAUGGUAUUUCCUCAAUCAUCCUUGUAGCCUAUCAAAGUCCUUUUGCAGUUUCUUUUAUAUGGCAUUUAUCUUUCAAAUUCUGUCAUCCAUCAUUCACUCCAUUUUCUAAAUUUGUUGUCUUUUUGUAGAAAUGUAUUUAUUUUUAUUAUCAGAUUUUCUUGGAUGAGUGAAUAAUCUGCAGUGAAAUAAUUUAUAUUUCUUUUAGUACAGUAAGUCAUUUAUAUAAAUUACAAUCUCUAGAUUGGCAUACUUCAUUCAUAGAUCCCACGGCAUUUCUCUCUCCCCUUUUUUUUUUUAUAUAAAACUUUUGAGCACCUGUUAAACCAUUCUUUACUGUGUUAUCAUUUUUUUUUUGCUUUUGAAUUAACUGUUCAGUUUACUUUUUCAUAUGUUGCUGAAGUCUGUGUAAUAUAAAUAUUUCUGCUCUUAUAGUAUCUUGUUCUAUUUGUGUCUUAGAAAAACUGUAAAUAUCACAAUAUUUUUUUUCUGAUAAUCUAGUCAUUCCUGUUUGUCUUUUGCCUCUGAAUAUUUAGUAGCAUAAGGUCUUUCCAAUAAAACAAGAUUGUUUCUUUCCAAAAUGUCUUCAAGUAAUUUGUUUUAAGAAUUUCUUCCUCUUUUCUGGCAGAUACUAAUUGUAGUAAUGACUGUAUGUUGCUUUCUCUGACUGUAUCACUUUUAAAAUGUCAGCACCUGCAUAUAAAACAUGUCAUUACUUUUAGAAAUUUGGCUGACUGUUUACAACUCCAACCUCUAAGGCAGCCCAGUCUAUUUCUUGAUGGCCAAAAUCCCUGUUUACAAUUGAUUUUACCUUUUCACAUUCAAUUUUUACUAAAGUGCAGCUCCUCAUUUAUCUUUUCAAAUUCUUCUCUCUUCUUUGUGGUGUUUAACAGUGGGUUUUAAUGCAUUUAUUAUUGGGAGUUUUUAUAGCUUAACUUUGGAGUUCUGCCACUAAAAUCUUGAUAUUAUUGUACUUGAACUUUUUGCUUUAAUUUCUGUAACUUGCAGUGUCUCUUUUACCAAUAUUUAUAAUAUUCAUUUCUCUACUAUUUUUGCUCUUCUUGAAAAUAAUUUUCCAUGAAUGCUGCUGUAGAUUUUUGCAGUUAGACUCAGUGCAUCAGGUUUCUUCUCUUUUAUAAUGUCCCUUAACUUUAGUUUUUUGGAGAUUAUUUGUGUAUAUUUGUACGUAGUAUAUAAAAAUGAUAAAUUUGUUUGCCUCAGAUUUCGUUUUUUUUUUUUCUUAAGAUUUUUUUUUUCAAUCUAGCCUUCUCUUCUUUGCCCUGAUAACUUAUUUGACGAGUUCAGUUAUUUUUCUUUCUAGAAAUCUGUAUUCUUAUCUUCCUUACUUGUAACAAGGCAGAUGUGUCACUGCCUUGAUGGGGAAAUGGCUGAUUUCUAAUACAGUAUGUAUAUAAAAAAUGGAAGGUUGGUACAAAGGUGGUUUUGAGAGAUAGGGGCUUGAGCAUCCAGCAGAUGUGUGCGAGCAUGUUUGAAUUAUUGUUAGAAUGUGAGCAGGAUAAUAUUUAUAAAUAAAUUCACAGAAAGUUGAACAUUUUGUUAAGGAGGUGGGAAGUGCAGUGCCUGCACUCUGAUGGAUGAGGGGUGCAUUUCGGUGCAUCAUUUAAAUAGUGAUGUCUAUGCUCUCCUUCAUAAGCAGCUAAUGAAUAAGUUACAGUGAAUGUACUAUAAUCACUAAUUUGUGUGUUUGAAUAAGCUGCAUUCAGAUUUUUAGAUGUCUUGUGUGUAACAUACAGGUAUUGUCAGUUUUAAAUUUUCACAUACUUAUAAUUCAGUUCUUUGCCUUGAAUUUUUUUUUUACUUCAGUUUCAGUUGACUCUUCAAGAAGAAAUCUUGUUUUAGAGUAAGAAUGGUGUUGGCUCUAUAAAAUCAUUGUGAAUACCUGGUUUGCUCAUAGUGUAGCAUGUAAUAACUUGCUCUCAGUUGCAGUCUUCGUCUCUUGUAUUUUACACUUUUCUAAACUACUCUGGGCUAGUUUUGGCUGACCAAUUGUACAGUAACUUGGUUCCUGGAGAAGCCAAAUAAAUGUCUAUUUGGGGGCAAUUCUUUUACUUUUGAGUUUCACUUUGUCCUGUUUAAACUAGUGUAUAAUUUCUCUGAAUAAAAUUCAUAUGAAAG
This is a messenger RNA of Cherax quadricarinatus, 8877 nucleotides long. The record is from RefSeq and is a predicted model, not a curated record. Lineage: Eukaryota; Metazoa; Arthropoda; Malacostraca; Decapoda; Parastacidae.